CACAAGUGCAUCUUCCCCUCGAACAAACUGCAGCACGGACUCAUUUCUCCACGCACCAGCUCUGAGUGAAUGCUCACUCAGCAGGGGUGUCUUGAGAUAUUAGCGCGCUGUGUGUGUGUGUGUGUGUGUGUGUGUGUGUGUGUGGUGGUGGUGGUGGGGGUAGAGGGGAGCAGCUCACCCACCUCCACCUUUCCCGUUCAAAGAGGCUGCAGUCAGGAGAAUGGGCAAAUCGGAAAGUCAAAUGGACAUCAUGGAGAAAUCGAGUAAACCUGGAAAACGUGGUUGGACGGGGGCAGAAAUUGGUCUGUCUGUGCUCCUGCUGCUGGUCAGCUGCGCCCUGGCCGGCCUGGUGGUCCUCUACACAUCUGCACUGAAAGGACAAUCUCAGCGCUCGACCGUGUCGCUGAGCUCAGCGGACUUGGGAGGUCAGCUGUUUCGCUCCAACCUCAACAGUGUGUGCACAACUGCAGACUGUGUCACAGCAGCGUCGCGGCUCCUGCAGAACAUGGAUGCAUCAGUGAAGCCCUGUGAUAACUUCUAUCAGUACGCCUGCGGGGGUUGGCUAGAGCGCCAUGUCAUCCCUGAGACCAGCUCGCGUCAUAGCGUCUUUGACAUUCUCAGGGACAAACUGGAGAUUGUGCUCAAAGGCGCUCUAGAGACAGAGAGAGAAGAAGACAGAGAUGCCAUCAAGAAGGCCAAAGUCCUUUACACUUCCUGCUUGAAUGAAAGUCUCAUCGAGCAGCGUGACUCUCAGCCCCUACUGAGGCUCAUCGACAUUAUCGGCGACUGGCCUGUGGCUUCUGAUGACUGGAACGCCACCUCUGAGGAAGAAUGGAGUCUCGAGGACACUCUGGCCACAAUGACGGCUCGCUUUCACAAGAAGGCUCUCCUGGACAUGUACGUGUGGACCGACGACCGGGAUUCUAAGCGCCAUAUUGUUUACAUUGACCAGCCAGGACUUGGGAUGCCAUCGCGAGAUUAUUAUUUUAACGAUGGAAACUACAAAAAGGUACGAGAGGCCUACCUCCACUUCAUGGUCUCCAUCGCCAAGAUGACCCGGGAAGACAGGAACUUGACGCAGGACAAUGAGGGUGUGUGGGAGGAAAUGAUGCAAGUGUUGGACCUGGAAACAGACGUCGCCAACGCCACAUUGCCAGCUGAGGAGCGCCAGGACGUCACCGUACUUUACAACAAGAUGACGCUGAACGAGCUGCAGAGCACAUUCGGCUUUAACGGUUUUAAUUGGACACGGUUUAUCCGAGGUGUGCUAUCCAGCGUGUCCCUCGAUGUGGAGCUGGAAGAGGAAGUGGUGGUAUACGGCUCGCCCUACCUGGACAAGAUGAACGAAGUCCUCUCCAGACACAGUGUUCGAACAAUGCAGAACUACCUCACCUGGCAGCUGGUCAUUGACCGAGUUAACAGCUUGAGUCGUCGUUUCAAAGAUGCCAGAGCCCGUUACAGGAAGACUCUGUAUGGGACAACGGUGGAGGAUGCCUGGUGGCGAGAAUGUGUUCGUUAUGUCCAGAGCAGCAUGGAGAAUGCUGUUGGUGCGCUGUACGUACGUGAAACUUUUGCUGGAGAAAGCAAACGAAUGGUCAGCGAUCUCAUCGGGAAGAUCCAGACAGCGUUUGUAGAAACACUGGAGGAGCUAAGCUGGAUGGAUGCACGCUCCAAGGAGAAGGCCAGAGAGAAGGCCAUGGCCAUCAAAGAGCAUAUUGGCUAUCCAGAUCACAUUCUGCAGAACAGUAACCAUAAAUUGGACCAAGAGUAUGCUCAUUUGAAUUUUAGCGAGGAACACUACUUCGAGAACAUCCUGGAGAAUCUCAAGUUCGAGGCCCACAAGAGUCUGAAGAAGCUCAGAGAGCCAGUGGAUCCUAACUUGUGGAUCAUUGGUGCUGCUGUGGUGAAUGCUUUUUACUCUCCCAACAGAAACCAGAUUGUGUUUCCAGCAGGCAUCCUGCAGCCACCUUUCUUCAGUAAACAUCAACAGCAGGCUCUGAACUUUGGUGGAAUCGGAAUGGUCAUCGGCCAUGAGAUCACACAUGGAUUUGAUGACAACGGGCGUAAUUUUGACAAGGACGGCAACAUGCUCAACUGGUGGAGCAAUUACUCUGCGGAGCAUUUCAAGGAGCAGUCACAGUGCAUGGUGCAGCAGUAUGGAAAGUUCAACUGGAAGCUGGCGGGUGGACAAAAUGUAAGCGGAAUCAGCACUUUAGGGGAGAACAUUGCAGACAAUGGAGGGGUUCGCCAAGCCUACAAGGCUUACCUGAAGUGGGUGGAGACUGAAGGGGAAGAGUCUCGCCUGCCCGGUCUCGACAUGGAUCACAAGCAGCUGUUCUUUCUUAACUUUGCCCAAGUUUGGUGUGGUGCUUAUCGGCCCGAAUAUGCCAGCCAGUCCAUCAAGACAGACUCUCACAGCCCAUUAGAAUACAGGGUUCUUGGUUCGCUCCAGAAUUUUGAAGCUUUCUCAGAGGCAUUCCAGUGCCAAAAAGGCAGUCCGAUGAACCCUGAGCAGAAGUGUCGUGUCUGGUAGAAGGUUUUAUACACUUCGUUUGUCGUAUUUCCUGUGACGGCAGACUGAAAGGAGACAGUGUCUUCAUGCUUGACUGUCCUGGAAGGACUUCGUUCAUUUGGGGUGACACCAAUUAUUGCAGUCACAGUUGUUGUAUUUGGAACUGGUGAUAUCUUGGGUUAGUUUCAUGGCUUGAAAGCCAACUCUCUGGCGGAUUCACGAGGCAACACUAACAUUUUGUGUAAAGCAUUUUUUUGGUUUUUCUUUUUUCUUUUUACAGGGAAUGUUCUGUGCAUCUCUAGAGCAAAUAUUUGUGAUUAACUCAUGAACAUUUUUAUUCAACCACCGUGAAGUGUACCACCGUGAGCGCUUGCCAAAGUAAUGAAAACAUUGGCAGCUACAACAGAAUUAGUUCUGCUCUGUGAGUUUGCCAAUUGACUGUUACAUGCAGUAAAUUACCUGAGACUUAAGACUUCAAUCUUUGCAGCUCUAACCUUAAAUUAACAUUCUGAGGGAGCUGCAGGUUUUAACAAUAAGUCAGCAAAUAUUUCAAAUUUGGCUUUCCAGAAGCUUUCUCUGAGUGUCUCUUUCUACUGACACGCACACUACUUGUACUUUAGAAUACAAAUAGUGAUUCUUCAGAACGUGAACUCAGUUCAAGGAACCAGUCCAACCCACAUUUGUUUGAAUUUUAACUGAUGGUUUGAGAAAUCAAUUCUGUUCAGAUGGUUAAACGUUAACCUCAUAAAACAUUUUCAUACAGUACAGGUCCCUGUGUUAUGUAGUUAAUUGUUGAUUGUCAUAUUAAAAAGUUAUGCUAGUAAUUGCUUAAAAGUAUUGUAGCAAACCGUUUUGUUUGGUCUUAGUGUCACCAAUUACACAACAAUUCUAACAAAUUGUGAAAAAAAGAACAAAAAAAUACAUCAGUGUUAGUUAGCGACAAGGGACAUCAAGUUCAUGUUUUGCUUUUAGUGUCAUCAUUAGCAUUUUACAUCUUGUCUUAUUCAUAACUGAUUCAACAAAAUAUAACAAAAAAUAUCCAAAAAACAGUUUUUGUUAGGAUUGGGAUAAGGCAUUUCUAGAUUCCUUGACUAACUUCGGUUUUUGGGCAAAUUUCGAGUCGUCCGAUCAUGGAACUGUUGAGUUCUAAGAGUCUUGUGUAAACACGUUUGGUAGCCAAUUUAUUUUUAAAUAGUGAAACAAGCGAAAUCCUGAUUGUAGCCAAGCUGUUAAAAAAAAUUAAAUAAAAAGAGACUUGCGUUUGCUAUUGCGAGUACGGCUUUUGACAAUAAUUCCCUUUUCAGUUUUAGUGUUAUAAUUAACAUUUUACUCAUUGACUCAUAAUUGCUGAUUCCAACUCAAAAGUCAACUAAAACUUGCGAAACAAAGCAUUUUUUUGCUUGCCUACUACUUUGAAAAUAGCGUAACAAGAGAGACCUAAAUUGUAGCCAAGAUUUAAAAAACAAAUGCCCACUUUUGCCUUAGCUAUUGUGAGUAGCCCUUUCACAAUAAAUUCUUUUUUUGGCUUUAGUGUCAUCAUUCUUUCCUUGUUAGCUUAUCAUACCUGACUCCUGGCAAAAAUGUCAACGGAAGUAUAAAAAAAUGAAACAUACUAUGAAAUAUGACAUGAGUCAUGUCUUGUUUCAUCGCAUUUUUUGUGAUGAUUUGGAUUAGAGGGUUCUGGAUUCAUUCUACUUUGUGGGCGUUUUUGGUCAAAUUCAGAGUCAUCAGAGUGUCCACUAAUUUUUUAUUUGUUUUUUUUAAAGACGAUUAUCGUGUUAGCCCGUCGCAGGGUUUUUGUAGCACCUUUAACAUCUUCUCUCUGCUUCCACAACAUAAUGUUACAUUUAUCAGAUGACAAGGCUACAUUUGUCAAAUUAGUACACCAACACGGACCAAUGCAGUCCCGUAGUUAAUACUGGACUCUAUGCCUUUUGGACACAAGCACUUACACAUGAACGGUAAACUGAUCAGGCAGCGGCAAGCAGAUGAACCUCACAUUGAUUUAACGGAGAUGAAAGGACGGAGAGACCUUGUGACCGUUAAUAAGACCCCGGACGAAUGGGGCUGGGACUGUUAUUUUCUAUCUUUAUUACCAAGUAAUGGCAGGAGACUCAAAGCGGAGCAUAAAAGGAGAUGGUGGGAGGGCGUAGAGUGGGGUAAUUAAUGUUGCUUCUGUGCUGUAGAGAGCUUUAAAAAAAAAAUUAAAGAAUACAUUCAGGAUGCCUUGUGACUGUUUAGUCUGAAUGUGCUAUAUUCUACAAUAGUACUAGAUAUACAUGUCUGUUAGUGUAUUUGUUUGAUGUUCUAUACAGGAUUAUUUACAUAUAGACACAUCAGGUGACAUCCACAUGGUGAAACUGUGUUGUUAUUACCAGCCAAGUACUUAUAUAUAUAUUUGCAUACACACACACACAUAGAACUAUAUAGACAGAUAGACAAUUUAGACACAGACAGAUAGAUAGAUAGAGAUAGACAGACACCUGAGAGGAAUUUAUUUAUUUAUAAAAUUGCAUUGUUGCUUUGCCAGAUUUCAAAUGUAUCUAAAAAUGUUUUAUGAAUAUUUCUGCUGUUAAUUUGACCUCUACGACUGCUAUUUUUGUGAUGCUGAUCUGUAAAGAUUGCCAAUAAAGUGAAUGUCCCAACAAGAUGAA
Messenger RNA from Phyllopteryx taeniolatus (common seadragon), 5166 nucleotides. RefSeq names its product membrane metallo-endopeptidase-like 1 (gene mmel1). Gene Ontology annotation, biological process: protein processing. The record is from RefSeq and is a predicted model, not a curated record. Gene Ontology annotation, cellular component: plasma membrane. Gene Ontology annotation, molecular function: metalloendopeptidase activity. NCBI's taxonomy places the organism in Eukaryota, Metazoa, Chordata, Actinopteri, Syngnathiformes, Syngnathidae. The transcript is spliced from 24 exons. Bases 221 to 2533 code for a protein of 770 amino acids.